UGCUUUCUUAGGGAUGAUUUCAGACACACUGCUCGGAUGCUGCCUCUACUCACUGAAGCAGAAUCCUCUGAAGAGUUGCUGAGGCAGAACUGAAAUCAUGGCUCGCCUCAAAGAAGCAGCCGUGUUGGCCGCUAAUGAUGCCUCACAACAGAAAGAUGAUGCUCCUUUAAUUCAAGGGUUUUAAUGGGAAGUUUCUAAGCCUGAAACAACAGCCUUAGAUCUGGGGUGUGCCAUCAGCUGCUCGCAGCUACCACUGUCUCCUGCUUUCACACAGCCUGGUCGGGAGGAAUGGAAACUAAAGAAGCUUGUAACUACCUGUAACAGUUCCACCAGGAAAUGGAUCAAGUGUUUGUUCCGCCAGAUCCAGGAUCGCAACUCAACAACUCAAAAUGACAGCACCGACUGUCCCUGGCGUCCCCGGGUGAUGAGCAGCGGGCAGCCUUAGGCUUCUGAGCUGGCACCCUGAAGUUGGAAUUCAGUUCCCUGGACUGUAAGGGGCUAGAGAUUUGAGUUAACCUCUAUUGAAAGAGGCAAUGAUCCCCGAACACCAAGGAAUUCCUCAAGGAGCCUGUUGUUUAAUAAGGGGAAGAAGACGAACCCCGUGGAGACGUGCCCUGUAACAAGGUGCUGCCGCAGAAAUGCAGAUAAUUUACCCUCUCAAGGUGCCAACGCCAUGAUCUCAGCAGACUGAUGAUGGAAGAAAACGAAACUGGGAGAUCCUGUGCUCUGUCUUCCCUAGACAAUGGAUGGAGGGCACCCUGUCCCUUCACCCCUAGUGCCCUUCGGGGACACGUUGUCAGAUUCUAGCAUGUCUCUGGAGCAAAAGACUACAUUUGUUUUUGUGAUUUUGUUGUUCAUUUUCUUGGGCAUCCUCAUUGUCAGGUGCUUCCGGAUUCUUCUGGACCCAUAUCGAAGCAUGCCGACCUCGACCUGGGCUGACGGGCUUGAAGGCCUAGAGAAAGGGCAGUUUGACCAUGCCCUUGCUUAGAAGGGGGAGCAGACCCCCGCCUGAAGGGGUGAAGUGCUUCAUGUCUUGGCAAGGAAUUCUCUUUCAUCAAUGUUCUCAGCAAAUCAAGUUUUAGCAACGUCUGUUCCUAAGACUACAAUCCAUUACUCAGUAAGCAUGCUGUUGGGUUAAAACAUUUGAGUAUAUUGGAAAUGGAGCUUUAUAUUACUAACCGAAAAUAACGUUAAAUGUCUGCGCACACUCAAUGCACGAUUACUGUCGAGUGUGUGCGACGGUGGAACCAAGAGCAUCGACGCUGACAUCAACUUUGUCCUAAGAGGAAGCACUAUCUAACCCGACCAGAGAAUAAAGACUAGAAAGGAUCUGAUUUGAAUUUGGUGACAGGGCCAUGGAGAGACUUUCUUGCUUUAAUCCUGUCCCUCAGACUGUUUUAUUUUCAUGGGAUUCUGGGUCCCAGGCAGAGAGUGAGGAACAUUGUGCUCAGUGGACCAAAAGCAGGUUCUUGUUUUCACCUAAAGCAAAGUGCAUGGGGAGGCCAGGGGAGGGCUUAGAAGACAUGGUUCCAUCCUGGGAAAAUAUGAGGAUGGUAUUUAAUUCUUUAAAUAAACCUGGAUUCAACGGUUCAUGGAGAUUUUAAAACUAUUUGCCAGAGCAGGUACAUUCUAUGUAUUCAUAUUAAUAACAUGUGUGGAGGUUGCUAUACAUAACCUGAAUUUACUUUCUUUACACAAAUAACUGAAAUAAUAGGUUACCAGUGCAGCCUCAGGUUUGUUUGUUGUUUUUUUUUUUUUUUUAAAUAAAAAGUUCAUUGUUUAGAGGAGGAGACUUUCACCGUCUCAAGAGAACUGUGUGUUUAUGACUGAAUAUAGAAACCAAAUAAAACUUUUGAAGACACAGAA
This is a messenger RNA of Pteronotus mesoamericanus, 1866 nucleotides long. RefSeq names its product cortexin 3 (gene CTXN3). Bases 743 to 988 code for a protein of 81 amino acids. NCBI's taxonomy places the organism in Eukaryota, Metazoa, Chordata, Mammalia, Chiroptera, Mormoopidae. The record is from RefSeq and is a predicted model, not a curated record. The transcript is spliced from 4 exons.